GCCGUGUCGUGUCGAGAAGUGUCGAGUAGUAGUGUCGUACGGUGGUGGCGAGCUUGUUAUGUAGGAAGAAAAGUUGGAAGGUUGUGUUGGGGAUAGUUAUUUAUGGGAGCUUGGUUCCUUGCAGCACCAGCAGGGGUGCCCGGGGAGCAGGGGUCGGUGCCAGCCGGUUCUUUCCUCUUCGAGCUUCGGAUCCCCCGUCACUGGGCUGGAUCGGGCUGGGCUGUGCUGAGGCCCCGCUGCGACGCGCACAAUUGCACAAUUCACUUUCUCCCGUCCAAUUGGAGGUCCUGCCCCUGCCUCUGCCGCUGUCUCGCUUCUGCCUCUCCGUCGUGGCGCUUCUGAAUUUUCAGCGCCAACCGAACGCCAUCUGGGGAUGACGCAUCGACAGCAGGGCGGAGAAUACCG
Hyaloscypha bicolor E is the source of this 405-nucleotide messenger RNA. RefSeq lists its product as uncharacterized. The coding region runs from base 103 to 342 and encodes 79 amino acids. NCBI's taxonomy places the organism in Eukaryota, Fungi, Ascomycota, Leotiomycetes, Helotiales, Hyaloscyphaceae. The transcript has a single exon. The record is from RefSeq and is a predicted model, not a curated record.